AUGGAUGUGGAAAAGAAAAAGGAAAUUACAGUGGACGAUAUAUUGUUAGAUCUCGGACCGUUUGGAAAAUUUCAUUUAUUAAAUUAUAUUUUGAUUCUGUUUCCGGUUUUAUUGGCGGGAAUGUAUUCUUCAGUAUACAAUUUUGAAGCAAUGGACCUUAAAUAUAGAUGCACAGUACCAGAAUGCGAAGACUCGGCAGUCGUGAACUUCAGUAUACCACAUGUCGAUGGAGAGCCGUCCAAAUGUCGCCGCUACGCACCAUUCGCCAACGUCACAUUAAAUGAUACCUGCUCAGAGCAUUUUUAUGACACCUCAACUGAAAUCAAGUGCGAUUCUUAUGUGUACUUUGAAGAGCAUUCUAUUGUGAAAGAGUUCAACCUCGGCUGUCAGGACUGGAAGCGAUCUCUAGUAGGAACGGUCCACAAUGCUGGCUUCUUCAUAUCCAUACCUCUCACCGGUCUCCUCUCGGACAAAUACGGAAGGCGUAUCGCAGUCGUGUUCGCGAGCGUUGCAAACGGUGUUUUUGGCGUCAUACGAGCAUUCUCUCUGAACUAUCAAAUGUUUAUUGUCCUGGAAUUUUUGGAGCCAGCGCUGGGAGGGGGUGUUUAUACUGCGUGUUUUGUUUUAGCUAUGGAACUCGCAGGGCCUAAAGGAAGAGUAUUCGUGAGCCUACUCUUCAAUACAAUGUUCAUUCUUGGCGGAGUAUCUGUGACGGCACUGUCCUGGUGGCUACAAAGUUGGAGACAUCUUCUUCUCAUAAUCUACACUCCAGCUAUUUUAGUCUUCUUCUACAUAUGGUCGCUUACCGAAAGUUUUCGUUGGUUCUUUAGUAAAGGACGUUACGAAGAUGGCAUCAACGUACUGAAAAGCUGUGAAAAGUUCAACAAAGUGUCUGUUCCGAAGGACCAUUAUGAUCAAGUGGAAAAGCAGGCCAUGCAACAACGGGAUGCUGUGAAAUUUGAAUCCUUAGAAGCAAAUUCGUCAUCAUUCAAACAAACGUUUUGCUCUGGUUUAAUAUGGAAAAGAUUAUUUAUUUGCUCGUUCCUUUGGACAUCUUCUACGCUGGUCUACUAUGGUCUAUCGAUCAAUGCGAUAGAAUUAUCAGGGAAUGCUUAUAUGAAUUAUAUCGUCGUGAUAUUAAUUGAGGCCCCAGCUAAUGUAUGCAAGUUAUUUUGUUUAGAUCGCUUCGGAAGAAAGAAAGUUAUCGGAACAGCUUUCGUAUUGACUGCAAUUAUUCUUAUCGCUUAUGGAUUUAUCCCAGGUGGUUAUUGGUCAAUUACCUUCUAUUUGGGUGGAAAGUUCUUUAUCACACUCGCAUACAAUUCACUCUACAUAUUCGCAGCGGAAGUAUUUCCCACAAAUUAUAGAACGACGUUAUUGGCUAUUUGUUCUACUCUCGGUAGAGUUGGCUCUACGCUUGCUCCCCAAACUCCAUUAUUGUCAAAAUUGUACGAGUUUCUGCCAACAAUUCUCUUCGGGGUUAUGUCAGCCCUAUCCGGCCUUAUUGUGAUGACUCUACCAGAGACAAACAAUCAGAAAUUACCGGACUCUCUCAAAGAGGCUCGAGCGCAGGACCGAAAAAACACAAAUGAAAAGACCACAGACAAUAAAACGAGGCUAUGA
Molecule: messenger RNA, 1623 nt
Organism: Pieris macdunnoughi
Lineage: Eukaryota; Metazoa; Arthropoda; Insecta; Lepidoptera; Pieridae
Source: the annotation of a GenBank genome assembly